This is a messenger RNA of Penicillium cataractarum, 951 nucleotides long. Its product is annotated as Chromatin modification-related protein eaf3. Gene Ontology annotation, cellular component: NuA4 histone acetyltransferase complex; nucleus; Rpd3S complex. NCBI's taxonomy places the organism in Eukaryota, Fungi, Ascomycota, Eurotiomycetes, Eurotiales, Aspergillaceae. Gene Ontology annotation, biological process: chromatin organization; regulation of DNA-templated transcription. The coding region runs from base 1 to 951 and encodes 316 amino acids. The transcript is spliced from 4 exons. The record is from RefSeq and is a predicted model, not a curated record.
AUGCCUGCUUCCUCUAUGUACAGCAAGGACGAGAAAGUCCUUUGCUUCCACCAUGACAUACUCUACGAUGCAAAGAUCCUAGAGGUGCGGCACAAGGACGCCGCGGACAAGAAGAGCGUCCUCGAGUACCUAGUCCACUAUAAGGGCUGGAAGAACACCUGGGACGACUGGGUGCUCGAGGACCGCCUUCGUAAGGCCACGGAGGAGAACCGUGAGCUGGCCGCCAACUUGCGCCGGGAGGUUGAGGCCGCUGCCCGCCAGAAGAAUGCGAAGCCCACGGCCAAGAAGCGCGCCAUGUCCGACCGCAGCUCCGUUCGUGACAGUGAGGAGCGCGGCAACUCUGUGCCCGGCCGCGCCAGCAAGCGGGCUCGUGGUGAGACCGACAUCGAGAAGGAGGAAACCUUCCAGUCCCGCCCUUCCAUCCGCAUUGUCAUGCCGGACAACCUGAAGGCCCUGAUCGUCGACGACUGGGAGCGCGUUACCAAGAACGGCGCCGUCAUCCGCCUGCCUGCUCCCAAGCCCGUCCGCCAGAUUCUCCAGGAGUGGCGCGACGAGGAGGCUCCUAAGCGCUUGGAGAGCCGCAUCGAUGUCGACGUCCUCGACGAGGUGAAUGCCGGCAUUCUGGAGUACUUCGACACCAUGCUCGAUAAGCUCCUGCUCUACCGCUACGAGCGCCCUCAGUACCGCAUGUUCCGCAAGAAGUUUGCCAACACCCCCGGCGGCAAGGGUCCUGUCGAUGUCUAUGGUGCGGAGCAUCUGAUCCGUCUCUUCAGCCUCCUUCCCGAGCUGCUCGCUCAGACAAACAUGGACCUUCAAGCUACCCAGCGCCUGCGUGAGGAGCUCUCCAAGUUCUCCCUCUGGCUGUCCAAGAACUCGGAGAAGUACUUCCGCACCGAUUACAUCUCUGCCGAGGACUAUUACGUCAAGCAGUCGCUCAAGGACGUCAACUAA